This is a messenger RNA of Paramecium octaurelia, 1995 nucleotides long. The record is from the annotation of a GenBank genome assembly. Lineage: Eukaryota; Ciliophora; Oligohymenophorea; Peniculida; Parameciidae.
AUGAGUUCGGACACAGAAUCUCCAAUAAUUCGAAGAAGAGAAUCCAGACGAGAUUCCACUCUUUCUCAAAUAACUGGAGCAAUUGGAGCCAACCAAAACCUAUAGGUUCUUAAUGAUCGCAAGGUCCUCCUGCUCUAUGCUUCAGGAGCAACAGCAGCUGAAGGAGAACUUAAUGAAUCUCACAUGACUGUUGUCAAAGGAAGACUAGAAUAAAGAAUGAGACACAUAUCCUUUCUUUGUGAUCUGGAAUACACACAAGUACUUGUUUAAAUCAUAAAUAGUAUCACAACUAAGAUGGUUGCUUGACAACACCCGUUUCUGAAUAUGGAAGAAGGACUGUUUAUAAGGUGAUGGAGCUUGAUUAAAUUACAAACUCAAGAUAAACUGUAAGUUUAAGUCAUCUAACUUUAGUCCUAUGCAGAUAUCAGACACAUUGCUGAAAUAAUAAAGGAAAACUAUGAGAAAUAUAGUGCAUUUGUAAUUCUAAGCGGAAUUGCAACAAUAACUUAUCUGGGUACCAAUCUGUCUUUUAUGCUUGAAAACCUAUAAAAAACAGUUGUUAUCACAGGUUCUUUGAUUCCCUUGUCCUUUAUGCGUAAUGAUGCCUUCCAAAAUAUCCUUGACUCAUUGAUCUUGGCUGGACACUUUCUCAUCCCAGAGGUGCUUAUCGUUAUGGAUCACAAAGCUUACAGAGCCAACAGGUGUCGAUAAUUGAAAUGUGAUUCCCUUGAUUGUGUUGAAAGUCCUAAUUUUCCCAAUCUGGUUGAAUUUGGAAUCAAUAUAGACAUCAAAUGGCAUCUAGUCUUACGAAGAGGAGAACAAAUGUUUAGUAGUGAAGAAAGCACACUUGAGUUAUCCCCUCAAUUCAUAACAGAUGUCAUUAUUUUAAAGAUAACUCCAUUCACAAGUGUUGAACACAUCAAACACAUAUUCAGUACACCGAACUUAAGAUGCUGUAUUUUGGAAUGCUAUCAUUUUGGUGAAAUGCCUCAUAACUAAGAUUUCUAUAAUGCCUUAUUGCAUGCUCAAUCACAAAAGGGAAUCAUCUUAAUUUAAAUAUCCCAAUGUAUCAAAGGAUAACCAAUCAAGAGUUUUAAAAAGAUAAUGAAUGGCAUCAUCGUCUAAUAUGAUAUCACUCCUGAAAGUGCCUUAGCAAAGAUUGGAUAUCUACUUGGAAAAGGAUAUACGACUUAGGAAAUUAUUGAGAAGUUCCCUUAAAAUUUAUAGGGUGAAACCGAAUCAGUGAGACAAUUUGAAAAAUUUGAGGGUCAGAAAUAACAUUUCAUUUAAACAAUCUUAGAAACCCUGUAAAAGACUUCAGGGGAUGAAUAGAUCAGCCAAAACAUGGAUAUUAUGAAUAAAUAUAUAAUACCAAAUUUAGGUUGUUUUUUGGCUACUACAGGAUAAUUGGAUUUAAUCAAAGAUCUUAGAAAAAACGAAGGAAAUCUUAACAUUCCAGAUUUUGAUGGCAGAACUAUUCUUCAUCUAGCUGCUGCCUCAAAAUAAAUAGAAAUUAUUAAGUAUUUAAUUGAAGAAGUUCAUGUUAAUAUCAAUCCUAUCGAUUACCUUGGGUACUCCCCUAUGUAUGACAUCCUCAUAUCAAGGGAUAAAGAAAUGAUUCUCUUCUUUUAACAAAAUGGAGGAGUAAUCGAAGCACCUCAUCAGGUAAUGGUAGAUCUUAUACUAACUGCUGGACUCAAAGGAGAUUUAUAAAUACUAGAACUCAUAUUUCACGGAGGAAUUAAGAAUCUUAAUGAAUUCGUGAAUGUGGAUAGCAGAAACAUAGGCCACAUGGCUGUUAUGGCAAUUAACUCAAAAAUUAUCCGAUUUUUGAGAUUUACUGCCAAAUUUAAUUUUAGCGAAAGAGAUCGAUGGGGUAACACACCUUAUGAGAAUGCUAUUGAAAUUAAGAGUAAAAAAGUGAAAGUUCAAAAUCUCAAUGAUGUAGCAAUUGAAGAAAUCAUCGAAAUGCUACAAACUAUUGGGAAUGAUUGA